This is a messenger RNA of Dicentrarchus labrax (European seabass), 9648 nucleotides long. It is a transcript of the gene col11a2, whose product is annotated as collagen, type XI, alpha 2. Lineage: Eukaryota; Metazoa; Chordata; Actinopteri; Moronidae. The record is from RefSeq and is a predicted model, not a curated record. The coding region runs from base 407 to 6928 and encodes 2173 amino acids. The transcript has 65 exons. Gene Ontology annotation, molecular function: extracellular matrix structural constituent; heparin binding.
GUAAGUGUGUAAGUAAAGAAGGGGAGAGGGAAAGAGAGAGAGAAGUGAGAGAGAGCGUGAUUCCAGGUCUCUCUCUGCUGCUCUCUCCACUUUGGGUACUCGUACCCAGUUUGACUCAAUGGGGCUUUAGCACUAAGGGGUUAAACGUUAAAAUAAAAGAUAUUUAUUCACCCCAAACCCCCUUUAGUGUUUAGGUUUUGUGCAUUAACAUAGACAGACAUAGGUAACUCAUUAAGGAAAGUCUCCGGGAGAGAGGUAGAGACGUCUCCAGAGGCGUGCCUUUUUGUCUCUUGCCUCGCAGAGGGUUCAGUCGGGUGCCUCUCGUCGGCUGGCUUUCUGUGAGAGGAUAACAUCCACCAUAUCCUGCAUUUACAGCACAACCAGGCUGGCAAACUACUGCAACACUAUGGAUACUGGAGAUUGUGCCUUCCGGAAGAAACGGAGACCAUGGCGCAUGGACUUCUCAUCCUUCGCCUUGGUAAUCGUGGCGCUCGCCGUGUGCCAAACGACCGUGGUUCGGGCAGACCCAGUGGAUGUGUUGCGGGCUCUGCAGGUUCCCUCUCUCCCCGAGGGUGUGAAGAAAGUCCCCGGCUUCUGCACAUCCCGUCGCUCCGGCACCCCCGAUCAUGCUUACCGCAUCACCAAAAAGGCCCAGAUCUCUGCCCCCACCAAGCAGCUGUUUUCAGGUCAAUUCCCAGAGAACUUCUCCAUCAUGGCUCUGGUUAAGGCCCAGGCUGGUCUCCAGGCCUUCCUUCUCUCCAUCUACAGCGAGCAGGGCAUCCAGCAGCUGGGCAUCGAAUUGGGACGCUCACCCGUUUUCCUGUACGAGGACCAAAACGGCAAGCCAGCCCCUGAGGACUACCCACUGUUCAGAGGCGUCAACCUGGCUGAUGGCAAGUGGCACCGCAUCGCUUUCUCUGUUUCAAAGAAAAACGUGACACUGUUGCUGGACUGCAAGAAGAAGAUGACCCGUCCCCUGCCCCGUGGCAACAACGCAGAGGUUGACACCAAUGGCAUCACAGUGUUCGGAGCCCGUCUGCUUGAUGAAGAGGUUUUCCAGGGAGAUAUCCAGCAACUGCUGAUUGCUUCCAACCCCCAGGCUGCCUAUGACUUCUGUGAACACUAUAGCCCUGACUGUGACUCCCCACUGCCCAAGACCCAGGCUCAGGACCCCAACACAUACAAGAAGGUGCUCAAUGGAAAAGCAGCCCCCACUAAAUCCACCCCUGUCAAACCGAAACCCAUUCUAGCUAAGCCAGCCAAGACUGGACCAUCCAAACUUGUAGUCAAGUUGCCUAUGCCCACCAAAGCUCCAAAGUCUUCCACAGCCAAGCCAUCCAAAGCCAAGCCCACUGCAGUAGAGAUCCUCUUGUCUAAGAUCAAACCAACAGCAGCAGCUAAAUCUAAACCCACAGCUGCCCCAGCUAAGAACGGCAAUGGUAAACCAGUUGCUGAAAAGAAAGCAAAUGGUGCCGCUAAAGCCAAUAGUAAUGGCAAUGGAAAAGCCGCUGUAGCAAAAACGAAUGGCAAUGGCAAAGCUACAGUUGAUGCCAAGCCUACAGCUCAGGCUAAAGUGAAUGGCAAUGGCAAAGUUGUACCUGAGAAGAAAGUCAGUAGUAAUGGAAAUGGAAAAUCCUCAGCAGAAAAGAAAGCCAAUGGAAAUGGAAAAGCCACUGUUGUGUCUAAGAGUAAUGGAAAUGGAAAUGGAAAAGCUACAGCAGAGAAGAAAGCCAAUGGAAAUGGCAAAACUACCAUUGAGGUUAAAGAGGUUAAAGUCAAAGUUAAUGGAAAAGCUGAAAAUAAAGUCAAUGGUGAGGCUAAGGCUAAUGGCAAUGGCAAAGUUAUUACUGUGGUAGAAAAGAAAGCCAUUACUAAUGGUGCUGCAAAUCAGGCAAAAAUUGAAACCACUACAAAAGCAAAGACUGAAAAAGUUAUUAAAGUAGAAAAGAUAGAGAAGACUGUGGCCAGUGCAGCUAAAUCAGCUGUCAAAGUAGAAGCUACAAAGGCACCUAAACCCACAAAAGCAUCAAAACCUGAACCUACAAAAAUGGCAAAGACUGUGGCCACCAAAGCUCCAGCAGCAAAAACUCAAGUAAAGGCAGCGGUCAAAGAAGCCAAAGUUAAAACUGUGGUCACCAAGGUCCCUCUGGUCAAAUCACCGGUGAGCAAAGUAGUGAAGAAAGUGGUCGAAAAGGUUUCCAUCCCGAAGAAAGUAGCUCCAACACCUGCCCCUGUUCGGCCUACUCCACCCAGACCCACGAAAUCCAAGGUGCUGGUGGACAUUAAUGUCAAAUCCCAACACAAACCCUUUCCACCCUUUGGCAAGACUGUGCUGAGUGGAACUGCAGUCCCACAGAAGAAAAUUACCAACGGUUAUCAACAGGAUGUAGACACUGAAUAUUCCGAGGCUGGCCACACCCCUACAGAGACUGAUUAUUACUAUGAGGAGACGGUCCCACUGCCAGACGGUGAGGUGAUUGGACAAGAAGAGGUCCCUGUACAGCCCCAGGUGGAGCCAGAAUUGGUGGGAGAGGAGGUAGAUGCCACCAAGGCAGGCGGUGUGGGCGAGGAAGUCUUCACUGAGGAGUAUGUGACUGGGGACGUGGGCCUUAAGGAAUACGACUAUUCCUACAGGGACUACAAUGAGCCAUUACUGGAGACUGGAGAGGUCGAUGCCAACAUGGGCCCCGCCCUGUCCGCUGUGACAGAUGAGGGAGGCGCUGCCAUCAGAGGCCAGAAAGGAGACAAAGGAGAUCCUGCUGUCUUGGAGCCUGGUAUGCUGAUUGAAGGACCUCCAGGACCUGAGGGACCUGCUGGUCCAACUGGCCCCCCUGGCUCUUCUGGACCUCCUGGAUCUGUUGGUGAUCCUGGCGAGAGGGGCCCUCCUGGUAAGGCUGGUCUGCCUGGAGCUGAUGGAGUCCCUGGACCUCCUGGAACCUCAGUCAUGCUGCCUUUCCGUUUUGGUCAGAGUGGAGGAGACAAGGGUCCUGUUGUUUCUGCACAGGAAGCCCAGGCAGCAGCCAUCUUGUCUCAGGCCAGGAUGGCUCUGAAAGGACCUCCUGGACCAAUGGGAUUCACUGGACGCCCUGGACCCCUGGGAAAUCCAGGAAGUUCUGGUCUGAAGGGAGAGAGCGGAGACCCUGGUCCUCAGGGCUCCAGGGGACCCCCGGGUUUGAUGGGACCCCCAGGCAAAGCAGGAAGAAGAGGCCGUGCUGGAGCUGAUGGUGCCAGGGGAAUGCCAGGAGAAACUGGAACUAAGGGCGAUCGUGGUUUUGAUGGCCUUCCUGGUUUGCCCGGUGACAAAGGACACAGGGGUGACUCAGGAGCGAUGGGACCCCCAGGGCCUCAAGGAGAGGAUGGAGAGAGGGGAGAUGACGGAGACAUUGGACCCAGGGGUCUCCCAGGUGAACCAGGACCUCGUGGUUUGCUUGGACCCAAAGGUCCUCCUGGAAUCCCUGGACCUCCUGGUGUAAGAGGAAAUGAUGGGCCCCACGGUCCCAAAGGAAACUUGGGUCCCCAAGGAGAACCAGGACCUCCAGGUCAGCAGGGAACCCCAGGAACUCAGGGAAUGCCAGGACCUCAGGGAGCCCUUGGACCUCCAGGAGAGAAAGGUCCAACAGGAAAACCAGGUCUUCCAGGAAUGCCCGGAGCUGACGGUCCUCCUGGUCACCCAGGAAAGGAGGGGCCUACUGGCACCAAAGGAAACCAGGGUCCCAACGGUCCUCAGGGCGCUAUCGGCUAUCCUGGCCCUCGUGGCAUCAAGGGAGGUCAAGGAAUCCGUGGGCUGAAGGGCCACAAGGGAGAGAAGGGAGAAGAUGGUUUCCCUGGAGUUAAGGGAGAUUUUGGUACCAAGGGAGAGAGGGGUGAGCUUGGAGUAUCAGGUCCCAGAGGAGAGGAUGGUCCAGAGGGGCCAAAGGGUCGCGUCGGACCCCCUGGUGAGAUCGGACCCAUUGGAUUAGUUGGAGAGAAGGGUAAACUUGGUGUACCCGGACUUCCUGGAUACCCUGGAAGACUAGGACCCAAAGGAUCUCUUGGAUUCCCAGGAUUCCCUGGUGCAAACGGCGAGAAGGGAACAAGGGGUCUUAGUGGCAAAUCAGGACCAAGAGGACAAAGAGGACCAACGGGCCCCAGAGGGCAGAGAGGACCGAGGGGCGCGACUGGGAAACCAGGAGCAAAGGGAACUUCAGGAAGUGAUGGCCCUUCUGGUCCUCCUGGAGAGAGGGGAUUGCCCGGGCCUCAAGGAGCCAAUGGUUUCCCCGGACCAAAGGGACCUCCUGGACCACCAGGAAAGGACGGGCUGCCUGGACACCCUGGACAGAGAGGAGAAGUUGGUUUCCAAGGUAAAAUGGGUCCACCUGGGCCUCCUGGAGUUGUUGGACCUCAGGGUCCAUCAGGAGAGACUGGCCCCAUGGGUGAGCGUGGCCACCCCGGACCCCCAGGUCCACCUGGUGAGCAGGGACUUUCUGGUCCUUCAGGGAAGGAGGGCACCAAGGGAGACCCUGGACCCCCCGGGGGCCCCGGUAAAGAUGGGCCUCCAGGACUGAGAGGAUUCCCUGGAGAGAGAGGACUGCCUGGAACCCCUGGAGGUGGAGGACUGAAGGGAAGUGAAGGACCUGCUGGACCUCCUGGACCUGCUGGGUCUCCUGGUGAGAGGGGGCAAGCUGGUACUGCUGGACCUGUUGGACCCCCUGGCAGACCAGGCCCUCAGGGGCCUCCUGGACCCGCUGGAGAGAAGGGAGUUCCUGGUGAGAAAGGCCCUAUCGGCCCAGCAGGUCGUGAUGGAGUACAGGGUCCCGUGGGUUUGCCUGGCCCUGCCGGAUCACCUGGAGUACCCGGAGAGGACGGAGACAAGGGUGAAGUUGGAGAGCCUGGUCAGAAGGGUGCUAAGGGAGGAAAAGGAGAGCAUGGUCCUCCUGGUCCACCCGGGCCAAUGGGUCCUGUCGGUCAGCCUGGUCCUGCUGGUGCUGAUGGAGAGCUUGGACCAAGGGGCCAACAGGGGCCUUUUGGAGCUAAAGGUGAUGAAGGAUCCAGAGGAUUCCCAGGUGCCCCAGGACCCAUCGGACUGCAGGGAUUGCCAGGACCACCAGGUGAGAAGGGAGAGACAGGAGAUGUUGGACCUCUGGGUCCUCCAGGCCCUCCAGGACCUCGUGGCCCUGCUGGACCCAAUGGUGCUGAUGGUCCCCAAGGUCCUCCUGGUGGUUUGGGUAAUCCUGGACCUCUUGGAGAGAAGGGAGAGCCUGGUGAGGGUGGACCCCCUGGAAUUGGAGGGGAGCCGGGAAAGAAGGGUCCUCGUGGAGAGCGCGGAGAGAAGGGAGAGGCAGGACAACCUGGAACUGCUGGACCUGCUGGAGGACGAGGAAGACCUGGAGACGACGGACCCAAAGGAAACCCUGGUCCUGUUGGUUUCCCUGGUGAUCCUGGUCCUCCUGGUGAGGUUGGACCCAGAGGUCAAGAUGGCGCCAAGGGAGAGAGAGGAGAAGAUGGUGAAUCAGGAGAAUCUGGUUCCCCUGGACCUCCUGGUGAGAAUGGACCUCUCGGCCCCCCAGGAAAGAGGGGCCCUGCUGGAACAAGAGGACCUGAGGGACGUCAGGGAGAGAAGGGAACUAAGGGAGACCCAGGUGCUGUCGGCCCACCAGGAAAAACUGGCCCUGUGGGACCCCAGGGUGUACCAGGAAAACCAGGAACUGAAGGUCUUAGAGGACUCCCAGGAUCAGUGGGUGAACAAGGAUCUCCAGGACCUUCUGGACAGAAAGGACCACCUGGGCCUCUUGGACCUCCUGGUUUGCCUGGUCUGCGUGGAGACCCUGGUGCCAAGGGAGAGAAGGGACACCCAGGUCUUAUUGGUCUCAUUGGACCCCCUGGAGAGCAGGGAGAGAAGGGAGACAGAGGUCUGCCCGGCCCGCAGGGAUCAUCUGGAUCAAAAGGAGAGACUGGAAUGUCUGGAGGCACUGGACCCCUCGGCCCUGCUGGUCCUCCUGGUCUGCCUGGUCCUCAAGGAGUCAAAGGAGCUAAGGGUUCUUCUGGAGGAGCUGGUCCAAAGGGAGAAAAGGGUGUACAAGGACCUCCAGGACCUCCUGGCCCACCAGGUGAGGUCAUUCAGCCUCUGCCCAUCCAGAGGAGUCCCAAGUCCAAACGUUCCAUCGAUGCCAGCCAGCUGCUCCCCGAGUCCGACCCCGACAUGCCUGCAUCUGAUGCCGCUGGCACUGAGUUCCUGAUGGGCAGUGAAGGCAUGGAGGAGAUCUUUGGCUCUCUCAACUCGCUUCGACAGGAGAUCGAGACCAUGCGUUUCCCUCUGGGCACCCAGGACAGCCCUGCCCGCACCUGCCAAGACCUGCACCUCAGCCAGCCGGACCUCAAAGACGGAGAUUACUGGAUUGACCCCAACCAGGGCUGCUCUAGAGACUCUUUCAAGGUCUUCUGUAAUUUCACUAACGGAGUGGAGACAUGCCUGUACCCCAGCAAGAGCAUCAACACGGUGAAGAUGAGCUCCUGGGACAAAGAGACUCCUGGAUCCUGGUACAGUCAGUUUGCCACUGGCAGUAAGUUCUCCUAUGUGGACUCUAAUGGCGAGCCAGUGGGCGUGGUCCAGCUGGGCUUCCUGCGUCUCCUGAGUGUUCAGGCCCGCCAGAACCUCACCUACCACUGCCACCGCUCAGUUGCCUGGGCUGACCGAAGCGCCAAGAACAGCUACGACAGGGCACUGCACCUCAAGGGUGCCAACGAUGAGGGGCUGAGCUACGAGACCAACCCUUACAUCAAGGCCUUGGUCGAUGGCUGCUCUUAUCGUAAGGGCUUUGACAGGACAGUCCUGGAGAUCAACACGCCACAGGUGGAGCAUCUUCCUCUGCUGGAUAUCAAGGUGUCAGACUUUGGGGAGAGCAACCAGCAGUUUGGCUUUGAAGUGGGACCUGUCUGUUUCCAAGGCUAAACACACACACACAUACACACACACACACACACACACACACACACUCUUGUUGCAAAGAACAACACAUGCAAAUACUCACGCACACACACAUGCACUUAGAGACACACUUAUAUAUAAUAAACAUACACGCCCAGUAAUUUGUAAAUUAACUUGUAAAUGAUAUGAAACACACACACAAACCCACAGACACACACACUUACACACGCAGAUGCUGUUGUGAGACAAACACGCACUCACACUCAAGUACGUGCCUGGGGAAAGCAACAUCCUCCCAACAAUUAAUGGACGUCAAAAAAAAAGUAAAGAGGAGAGAAAUGAAAAACUCGUGGAGAGGAGACCAUCGUUUGGGCGCACAACCACGAGAAAGGAAGAAAAAAACAGGAGAGAGUGUUCUUCGGAAUAAAACAGUGUUUUCUUUACCAGCAGCGAAAGGGGCCGGCCUGAGAAAGAGCAAGCCAGCGACUUGAGGCCUGAAGCCCCACACCCCCGUCUCCGAUGCCCCUCUCACUCUUUUCUCCUCCCCGCUGUCUUUUUUCCACUCAUCUCACCUGCUCUACCUCCCCCCUCCUCCUCCUCCUCCCAAAAAAGGGUCACACCUGGACAUUAUUUCCAUUUCUUUAAUCCCACGUUCACACUGUAAGCAACGUGGUUGACGGUCACUCUUUUAUGACUGACGAGAAGUGCAAGAGGCUCCUGUGUAGCUGUUAAAUCGUGUGUUUUGAAUCACAGCUUGGCAGUUGUUGGGCGUUUGUUCAUUUAGUCACUCAGAUAAAAUGUUGAGAAUUGAAAGCUGUAAAACCAACUUUUUAUCCGUUUUGCACUUGCCAGCCAGAACUUGUGAACCAAAAUCAAAUCAAAUCAAAACAGCAGACACCAAACUGACCAGAAAAUGACAGCUAGUGGUCGCAAAAUGUUCAGCUGUAGCUGACAUAAAGCUUUGGUCCAUCUCUGUAAGGGCAUCUAUUCUUCUAGUUCUGUAAGAAAAAUGAAUGAACGUCCAAGUGACUUGUCAAUCAUGUUGCUGACAUGGAAAACACACUCUCAGCUCUUAUGUUAUUACAUCAAAAGGAACCGAAGAAUUAAAGCCACCAGUUUCCACCCAGAAUAAAAAAAGAGGGAACUGCUGAGUCUUGCCCGUUGGAUUGAUCUGUUUUCUGUCGUGUUUAAGCUGCCACAAAGUGAAUUUUCUACUCUAUGUAAUAUUCUCUUCAUGACACCCUGCAGUUUUAUUAAAACAGUCUAAAAAUGUGAUUCACAGCUCAAAGUGAUGAUUGAAAAAUCUUUCUGGUGUUACGCAGCGAGGUUAAUGGAGUCCAGUAUGACGUAAGAUUCAUUCUUUUUUUGAACUGGACAAACUUUCCUCAGCCGAGAGCAGCAGAAACUCUCUUUGAAAUGUUCAUUUGUUAACGUUGGACAAAACCUUCUGCAUACAGCAAGGCAGGAUGGGAGAUGUGUUGAUACCUAGAUCAGUGAAUUUAAAAGCCAUUAUUUUUGUAAACUGUGCUAAACUUGAUGCUAUUGUACUUACAUGUUAAGGGCUGAUUCUUAUUUAAAUCAUGGAUCAGGCUACCAGGGUCGCUAACCACACACCAGUCCAGUAUUUGCUGAGUCACUUUCGGGGGAUUAUUGUUUUCCAUCCAGAACACAUUUUCUGAAUUAGCAUCCAAGCACAGAACAUCAUCAGGGUUUAAAUAUGUAUAUGAGAUUCAAAGUUCCCUCCUUAUUUUUCCUACAACAGUGAAUAAAAUGCAUGCUUUACUGUAAGAAACUGUGUGGCAAGGUGCUAAUUAUACCAAAGCAUAAAAGUUUUAGUAUUCACUCUGAGUCCUUCAUUUUCUUUAGUCUCUUUUACAAUUUCAUAAAGCUUCUUACUGGGGAAAAUGUGCAUUACAUUCCAUUUGUACAGAAAUAGUGAUAUUCUAUUGUAUUUAUUUAAAACAAACAGGGUGCUUUGAGAUUAAAAAAAACAAGGACCACCAAAUAUUCCAGUCAAAUGUGGUAUAUUUCAUUUGUAUUUAUUUCCUGUAGCUGACACUUGAAGGUCAAGUGAAGCGAGUGACUUGCAUGUUAAACUCACUGCCAGCCUGAGUUAUGGUGCUUGUGUUCACGCCCUGUCCAAACUCUGUUUGGAGAACCAAAGAAUCUGUGGCCAUAUUUUAUUGUAAUAUCCCUUUUUAGUGUUUUCAUCAACUGUACUGUGCUGUUAAAUUUUGCUUCCACUGUAAUGAUUAAAUGGUGACUCUCCAGUUCUGUCACAUUUUCUUGUCCUUGCUACUGUUUGAGUUGGUGGUAUCACAGAAAAUCAGUUUACUGAGUCAGUGCUAAAAAUAUUGGCACACAAUCCGCUGAUCUUUUAAAUUUCUAUCUGAGACCACAGCGGGUAGGAGAAAGGUUUGAGAGGGAGGGGACAGCUCUGUCAGCCACCGUGGGUGGCUGUGGGGCGAUAUCAUACUUGGGUCUGGUUUUAUUUCUUUGUUGUUUAUUUGUUUGUCUUUUUUUAAUAUAGCAGGGAAAUGGGGAUGGCCAAAAUCUAAAAAUUACAAAAUCUGACCGUGAGAUUCUCCAGAGAGAAUGACCUCAAAUAUUUGUUUUUAUUGUGUUGAAGACGAACAUUUCAACAUAAAAAUAUGGUGCUGAAAAGAGAAAAAAGUUAUUUUAUAAUGUGUGUAAGUAAUUUUUUUAAAUUCUUGUUUCUGUAAUAUAUAAUCUUUUUAAAAAGA